Molecule: messenger RNA, 2984 nt
Organism: Clarias gariepinus (North African catfish)
Lineage: Eukaryota; Metazoa; Chordata; Actinopteri; Siluriformes; Clariidae
Gene: prc2
Exons: 14
Coding region: 129-1853 (574 amino acids)
Biological process (GO): mitotic spindle midzone assembly; microtubule cytoskeleton organization
Cellular component (GO): cytoplasm; mitotic spindle midzone; spindle
Molecular function (GO): microtubule binding
Source: RefSeq, a predicted model, not a curated record
GACGCGAUUCAAAUUUGAACGCGGUGAAUCUGCUCGCGCUUUCCCUCGGGCGGGAUAUUUUAUUAUUCUGCUUUUCAGCAGAUUCCCGACAGUGAUUAAUUAAAGGUGGUGUAUACCCAAAGGGAAAAAUGAUGUCGAGCCGAAGAAGUGAAGCCCUGGCUUCUUCCCUCGUAACGGGCAUCAAUCAUGCCAUGGCGAGGCUGGUGGACAUCUGGGACAGUAUCGGCAUCAUGGAGGAACAGAGGAUUGAACGGAUGCAGACAGUUAAGAAGCAUAUAGAGGACCUUUUGACGGAUAUGAUCACAGAAGAGGAGUCACUGAGACACCGCAUCAAAACCAGCAUCAUUACAACUCAGAAGCAAUUGGAGAAGCUGUGUCUCGAGUUGUCCAUGGAACCAUACAAAUUAGAGGAAGACCUGACGGUUCUACAGAUGGAAAAGAACCUGCGCUGUCGUCUGGACACUUUGCUGAAGGAAAAGAAUGAUCGUCUGAAGGAGCUGAGUGAUCUGAUGCAGCAGGAUGAGGAGCUGUGUGUGACGCUAUGUGCUACACCAUAUUACAUUCCCACUGGCAGUUUGCCCUCUCUCACACAGCUGCAGGAGCUCCGUGAGCACAUCAAGCAGCUCAGCGAGGAAAAAGAGAACAGGGUAAAGGUGUUCUCUGGGCUCCGUGAGAACAUCAGAAAUCUGAUGGAUGAGAUGGGCCAUGAGCCAGAAACCAGUCUGGAGCGAGAGUCUGUCUGUCCUGAUGCAGAUAUUUUCCUGCUCACACAUGAAAACAUCAAAGCUCUUAAGCUGUUGCUCAGUCAGCUGGACAUGAAAAAAGAGUCUAUGAUUUCAUCUCGGGACAAGCUGAAAGAUCGUGCCACCAGCCUGUGGAAUCGCCUGAGCUGUCCAGAUGAAGGGGCAGAGGAAUUCAAACGGGAGCCUCUGAACACUCUCUGUGAUGACAUCAGAAGGUGGCAGGGUGUGGUCGAUCGUCUUGAGCUACUCCAGAGGACUAAGUUGGAGGAGGUGAUAGAUAAAGUCCGACAAGAGCUAGUGGUCUUCUGGGACAAAUGCAUGUUUGGUCCAGAACAGCGAGAAGCUUUUAACAUCCACUUCUGUGAUGCUAAUUACACAGAGGAGCUACUCAGCCUGCAUGACUGCGAGCUGCUGAAGGUGAAGGAGUUUUACGAGAAGGCACGUCCUUUACUGGAAAACAUUGAGAAAUGGGAGAGGAACUGGGCUCUCUUCCAGGAUUUCGAGAGAAAGGCAGCAGAUCCGAAUCGCUUCUCCAACAGAGGAGGCGCUUUACUGAAGGAAAGCAAGGACCGAGCUAAAGUGCAGAAGCUGCUCCCUAAGCUAGAGGAAGAUCUGAAAUGCCGCGUGGAUACUUGGGAAAAAGAUCAAGGCUCCCCAUUCCUGAUGAGAGGAGAGAGGGUGAUGGAGUACAUUUCUAAACAGUGGGAAGAGCACCGUUCACAGAAAGACAAGGAAAAGAACGAUCGUAUAUCUAAGAAAGCUGACAGCACGCAGUUUAAAACCCCGAGUAAGAGACCUCAUGGAGCAGCCAACAGCACCGUGACGCCCAGCAAGAUCCGCAAGACUCCUAAUCAGCCAUCUCAGCGCUCCACCACAUUGAGCAGCACUUCCAGCAGUGUGUGCAGCACGUUUCUGUGUGUGCCCGGCAAGCCUCCACUCUCAGCCAAACAGAGGGUUAAAACCUUCGAGACUAGCUCAGCCACUCGGACACCACUUCAGGAAUUCAACAGUGAUAAUAAGCUCACCUCUAUCACCUACUCCGACUUUACCAAUGAGUUAUCGAGAAAGGCCGAUGCUGUUCUAAACUCCACUGUAAAAGAUGUGUUGUAAUUCACCUUCAAAAUGUCUUUCAUUUUAGGUCAAACUCUCAAGUGCAGCUAUUAUCUUUAAGACUUUAUUUCUCAAGGCAUUUCUUUUUCUUAGAUCUUUGUAUUUAAAUUUAAACCAUAUUUUAAAGUGCUUUCCCUUCAACAUUGUAAAGGAUUUCUUAUUUUCUAUCAACUUUCCAUACUCUUAUAGAGACAUGAUAUUUUUUAUUCAUUUUCCCUAUUUUACAUACUUUUAAGCUGAGCAACUUAAAAGUACACUUGUGUGUAGAUAUAGAUAAAUUACGUGUUUUUUUGUUUUUUAAACAGCCAAACAAAUCUGUACUUUUGUUUUUUUACUUAUCUGCUAAGUCUGUGAUAUGCAUUCCCAUUAACCUAAGGUGGGUGUACACUGCAAAAUUUUUAUUUUACAAAAAAGCACAGGACAUUAAUGCAAAAUAUUAGUUGAUCUUUAGAAAUGGAACUGCAGAAUGGACAAGUUUUUCUUAAUCUGCAUUAGCCAGCAGAACCAUACAACACAAAACUUGAAAUCUCAGGGCUGUGAUUGAAUCAUUGCCACUUAUCGCUUCCUCUAUAUUGUGUAAGGCAAAGAAGGAAGUGAGUUUAGGUUUUGGGUUUUUUUUCCUGUCUUGCUUUCUCCCCUUUUACAACCGCCUGAUUCCGCUUGAUACGCCAGUUUAUUUUUAAUAACAGCAGCUAUGACUGUAAUGCAGCUGUUUGUUAAUGCACUUAUUCACAGAGACUUCAUAUAAACAUGUUUAGUAAUCAUAAUGCACAUGUUUUUUUUUUUUAUCAGCAAAUGUUUAUGGAAGGUGUGGGUCUUUAACAGUGUCAAUUUUUUUGUCAAAUAUUUUAUGAUGCUUUAAGUCGUCUUUAUGCCAAACUGUUUUUUUAAAGACCUUUUUAAUGUAGGAUGCUCUGCCCUGUAUACGUCUGUUACCCUUUUCAUCACACUUGACUUAUUUUUUAUUAUUAUUAUAUUUUUGUGUGUGCUGAACUUUUUUUCCAGCUGUCCCAAUUAUUAAAUAGAAAGUAAAAGUAUGUUUUAAUAAUAAAGUAACUUUUGUGUAACUUUUGUGUAAAGAAAGUGUGCUGCAAUUGUCUUUUAAAUAAAUACAAUACUGAGUACAAGUAA